This is a messenger RNA of Haemonchus placei, 1059 nucleotides long. NCBI's taxonomy places the organism in Eukaryota, Metazoa, Nematoda, Chromadorea, Rhabditida, Trichostrongylidae. The record is from the annotation of a GenBank genome assembly.
AUGGUCGUCAAUGGGUUAACAGUUGGCGAUGUCAUGAUUUCAAAAGCCGCUCCUGAAGACCGCUCAACCGCUGCGGCCCUGUUCGAUGGCGCAUUUUGUUUAGGAAUUGCUCUAGGACCAGGCUUCCAACUGAUCUUUUCACCACUCAGCUAUCCGGGUACUAUGAUCGGACGGUUUUGGAUCAAUAUGUAUACAAUGCCUGCGAUUGUUGCCAACGUUUUGGUUGCGAUUACAUUGAUCAUUAUGAUGUUCUUUUUCGAAGAAGCGCCGAUGUUCCGUGACGAAAAGCGGGAAAGUGUCGUCAGCACAGAUACCGAAGUCUCUCUAUCCCUGCCACCAUUCGAUAAGUUAGCUGUAAUGUGCUGUAUUUUUGCAAAAAUGGUGCAAAUGUUUAUCUACGCAAACAUGGAGACCAUCGGCUCUAUGUAUACUCAACAGAUGUUUGAUUUGACACGUACCGAAACCACUCAAUUCAACUCGAUUCUUGUCUCGCUGUCUGGUUUUGUCGGAUUCGCUUUUCUUCUGACAUACGUUUGGACGAAAAUAGGGAAACGAAUCGAUAACCGGAUUGGAGCGAUCAUCGGUGUGCUCAUUUGUGUUGGGUUUCUAUUUACCACAUACUCGUGGUGGUUCUACCCGGAAACCAUCGAACAUGACGGCUGUCAUUCACCAUGGUGUUCCACCACUCCUAAAAUCCCUUGGACACUGUAUGCCGGCUCUUACGUGAUCGUAUUCGGAGUAGGAUUCGCUAUGAUGAACGUACAUUUGGCUUCGAUGUAUUCAGGAGUGCUGGGACCACGGCGACAAGGCACUAUGCAUGGUAUCAAUACACUUCUGGCCAGCUGUAGUCGAGUACUGGGACCUGUGGCCGUUACUGAUAUGUUCGGCUACUUCGGUCCUCAGGUCGUCUGGAUAUUCCAACUAGGAGUUUGGGCAUUGCUACUCUCCGCUAUUGCUGCCUGUUAUAAACGGCUAGUUCCUCUAGACGUACCUCAGCAGAAUCAGGAGUAUUCAGACGUCGAAGAGGAAGACAAGAAACCGAUCGAUAAUGAUCAAUAA